AUGACCAACCUCACGGCCGUGUCUGUCUUCGUCCUUCAGGGCUUCUCCGUCAUUCCUGAGUUACAGCUUCUAUGCGUGGGUGCUUUCUUUCUCAUUUACAUCGCCUCCGUGCUGGGGAAUGUCUCCAUCGUGAUUGCUGUGACCCUAGAUGCCCGCUUGCACACACCCAUGUACUUCUUCCUCAAACACCUCUCCCUGGUGGACAUCUGUUCUACGUCCACCACUCUGCCCCGGGCCCUGGUGGCUGCCAUAGUGGGUUCUAGGGAGAUUUCCCUCUCUGCCUGUGCAUCUCAACUCUUUGCCUUUGUCUGCCUGGGGUCCACUGAGUGUUUUCUCAUCACCUCCAUGGCUUACGACCGUUGCCUGGCCAUCUACAGGCCCCUGGUGUAUGGAGCAGCCAUGAGUCCCCAGACCUGUGUCUUGCUGGUGGUGGUGGCCUGGGGCAGCGGGCUUCUCUUCUCCACCUUCCACACAGCCAACACCUUCUCCCUGCCCUUCUGUGGUCCCAACAUGAUUGAUCACUUCUUCUGUGACAUUCCCCCACUCAUGCGCCUGGCCUGUGUCAACACAGAUGCUCACGAGGCCAUUGGAUUUGCAGCCAGCGGCUGCGUUAUCAUGAGUUGCUUCGCCCUUACCGUCCUCUCCUACAUCCGCAUCUUGGCCACCAUGGUCCAGAUCCGCUCGGCCGCUGGCCGCCAGAAGGCUUUCUCCACCUGCUCAUCACACCUGGCCACGGUGCUGCUGUUUUAUGGUACCGGCACCUCUGCUUACAUGCGGCCCACUGCCCGCUACUCCCCACUGCAAGGGCGCCUGGCUGCGGUCUUCUACUCUAUCCUCACACCCAGCCUGAACCCACUUAUCUAUAGCCUGAGGAACAAGGACAUGAAGGGGGCCCUGCAGAAACUCUACCUCCAGGUGCCAUCCCCUAGAGCCUAG
Chrysochloris asiatica (Cape golden mole) is the source of this 936-nucleotide messenger RNA. Its product is annotated as olfactory receptor 12-like. Bases 1 to 936 code for a protein of 311 amino acids. Gene Ontology annotation, molecular function: olfactory receptor activity; G protein-coupled receptor activity. The transcript has a single exon. NCBI's taxonomy places the organism in Eukaryota, Metazoa, Chordata, Mammalia, Afrosoricida, Chrysochloridae. Gene Ontology annotation, cellular component: membrane. Gene Ontology annotation, biological process: G protein-coupled receptor signaling pathway. The record is from RefSeq and is a predicted model, not a curated record.